GGCUUACAUCUCAACUUGUUUCGGAUAAUUAGUAAACAAAGAUAACCGUGGCGGUAUUUUGAAAUAGUUUGAAAAACUUGUUAUUUUCAACUGUCAAGACAUUGUAUAAAAUCCAGUUGGGUAAUAGGUUCUUAAUCAUGAAUAUUAUGAAACGAGUUGAAGAAGAAAUGGGCCGUUUUCCGGAAGGUUCGAAAAACCACAACUUUUUCAAGCAAUUAUUAAAGAAUCUUGAACCAAAUUUUCUAAGAGAAUCAGUAAGGAAAGAAUUAAAUGAGAGUCAUGCUAAUUUAAGUGGAUCCAUUCAACAAUACUUUAAGUAUUACAUUAUAUACACAUCUGCUCUAAAGGCUGUUGAUUCUUAUCAGUCACAGCAAAAUGAGUGUACUCGUGAUAAUAUGGAGUUGUUUUAUUUGAACAUUUUAAAGAAAUAUGUGAAUAAUGAUACAUCUUGUGAAAAAUUAAAGUUCUUUGAAGAGUGCCAACCACUUCUUACAAAGAUGCUUGAAAGUAAACAAAAGUCAACAUCAGUGAAAUUGUUCUCAAAAUCAGUUGAAGACAACAUCAAUGAAUUUUGCAGACAAUUUUUGGAGUAUGUUUUACAAAUGAAAGUCCAAUUACGUGACUGGGAAAAGCACUUUGAUUCAGCAUUAAAGCAGUUAUCACCAAGAGUAGCUAUUUUGGAUUCUGAAACCAUCAAAUUAAAUGCAAUUACACCAGAGCUACAAGCAUUACUUUCAACAUACUAUCAGGAAUUAACCGAAGCUGUCGAAAUUCUUAAUGAAUUAUUAGAGUUAUAUCAUCAAAAGCUUGACAGUCAGUUAAGGCAAUCAAAAUUAGCCCUUGAUCAAAGUAAACAUCUAAAAAUGAAAUCAGAAUGCUUAGAAUUGGAACUACUGGUUUCAACUUAUUCUAAAAGUGCUGUUGAUGCUUUAAAUCUCAUCAAGCUCGAAUUGGACGAUAAAAUAGAGAAGACCGAUAAAAAUAUAAAUGAGUUAAAUGAGAAGCUGGAAGGUAUUCAAAUUUUGGGCCCUGAGUACGAGCAACUAGUAGAAAAAUAUCAAUUACUUACUGAGAACAUUGAAAAGCAGAAAUGGGCUAUUAAAUAUUUAAAUGCUGACAUUGCAUCAAAAAAGAAAUGAAUUAACCUUUUUUCAAAAAUUAUUUAAACCUUCUAUGUGUUUAUGUUCUAUUAUUCAUUUCCUUAUUCUGUUUUUACUAAUUUACUUUUUUUCUUGUAAAUUGUAAAUAAAAUAUAUCU
Messenger RNA from Argiope bruennichi, 1258 nucleotides. RefSeq lists its product as uncharacterized. Gene Ontology annotation, biological process: spindle assembly; centrosome cycle. Gene Ontology annotation, molecular function: microtubule minus-end binding. Gene Ontology annotation, cellular component: HAUS complex. The record is from RefSeq and is a predicted model, not a curated record. The transcript has 9 exons. NCBI's taxonomy places the organism in Eukaryota, Metazoa, Arthropoda, Arachnida, Araneae, Araneidae. The coding region runs from base 138 to 1139 and encodes 333 amino acids.